GCCACACUGUUCCCGUUUUUUUUGUUAAGCUCUCGCUUAACCUAAACGCCGGGAGCACAAGUGCUCGGCGAAAUGACGAGCGCCGGAGCGGCGACAGGCGCCGCGCUAGGCGCGCGGACGGCGCGGUCCUGCGACGGCUGCAUGAGGCGGCGGGCGCGGUGGCACUGCCCCGCCGACGACGCCUUCUUGUGCCAGACCUGCGACGUCUCCGUGCACUCGGCGAACCCGCUCGCGCGCCGCCACCACCGCGUCCGCCUCCCCUCUGCGUCCUGCUCCUCCCCACCGCGCGACCCGGACGCGCCAACGUGGCUCCACGGCCUCAAGCGACGGCCACGCACGCCGCGGUCCAAGCCAGGGGGGAGCAAGAGCAACAAGCAUGAGGCGACUCCCAGCUUUAUCGCCGCGGCUGCGUCGUCGGCAGCGGUCCCCGACCUCGAGGCGGAGGAGUCCGGCUCCGGUAUCCUGGGCGGUAACGACGACCACCACGGGUUCCUGCAGGAUGACGACGAAGACCUUCUGUACCGCGUGCCGGUGUUCGACCCUAUGCUCGCCGAGUUCUACAACCCCGUGGCCGACGAGGGGGAGCAGAAGCCGGCCUGCAGCCUGCUGAUGCCGUCUCUCGCGGAAACAUCGCCGGAGUUCGCCUCCGGCGGCUCGGCGGAGGCGGACGGGCUCUCCGUGUCGUUCCACGUCCCGGACAUGGAGCUCGCUAGCUUCGCCGCGGACAUGGAGAGCCUCCUCAUGGGAGUCGACGACGACGGGUUUGACUGUUUGGGUUUCUUGGACGAAGAGAAACCUCAGGUGAACGCGGACUUGGACGCCAUAGUAGCGCCGGCGCCUGAACCAGAGGACAAGAAACGGAAGCGGCCGGAGAUGAUACUCAAGCUCAACUACGAAGGCGUCAUCGCCUCAUGGGUCCGUGACGGCGGCUCGCCGUGGUUCCACGGCGAGCGUCCUCACCUCGACUGUCACGAGCUAUGGUCGGACGACUUCACGACGGGUAGCCGGGAACUCCUCGGCGGAGCCGUGACACCGGUGACCGGUGGCGAGCGUGAGGCGCGGGUGUCGCGAUACAGGGAGAAGCGGCGGACGCGACUGUUCGCCAAGAAGAUCCGGUACGAGGUGCGCAAGCUCAACGCCGAGAAGCGGCCGCGGAUGAAGGGUCGGUUCGUGAAGCGCGCCACGCUUCCGCCGCUGCCAAGGCCGCCGCCGCCGCAGCAGCAGCAGCAGCAGAAGCAGCUGCCACGCGCACCGCCACACGUGGGCAUGGUGCUCCCACCACCUCCGGUAUCGAACGGGCGCUUGUGGUUUUGAGACCAUAUGCAUGCAUGGAAGCAUGCAUGAAGCAACGUAUGUGCGUGAUGCAUCGAUGCAUCUAUCUCGCUCGUAGCAUGCGCAUGUUCUUUCUACUCUACUUUUAAUUCGUGCGUGCGAAUUAGGGCACCCCACAAGAUAAUGCUCCCUGCUUACGACUGAAAUAUAUUUGUUUGUACAUGUGCAGAAUAGUUAAGAAAGUAUAUUUAUAGCCUAGGUUUGUUGUUUAUCUUUUCUAGUUGUUGUAAAGAAGGAUGCACUAAAUACAAGGGAAGGGUGUAGAUUUUGA
Messenger RNA from Zea mays, 1603 nucleotides. RefSeq lists its product as uncharacterized. Gene Ontology annotation, molecular function: zinc ion binding; protein binding. The record is from RefSeq and is marked validated. Lineage: Eukaryota; Viridiplantae; Streptophyta; Magnoliopsida; Poales; Poaceae. Gene Ontology annotation, cellular component: nucleus. Gene Ontology annotation, biological process: regulation of DNA-templated transcription.